AAUGGAUUUUAUGAGUGGAGCACAACAGACGGUCAACGCUCAGCGCUUUUUAGCUGUUCCCGUUCAAAACGUUCAACACUUGACAGAAGUUGGGGAAAUGAAUGAAUUGGAUGAGCAGGGUUGGGCUCCUAUCCAUCAUGCUGCUUUUCGGGGCUUUAUUAAGUCCGUUGAAAGAUUUGUGAAAGCAUCUGAUGAUCAAUUAGAGCUAGAAACUGGUGAUGAAUUACAUUCAACGCCUUUACUGCUUGCAGUAAAAGGGGAUAAUUUGCAGACGAUUGAAUGGCUUGUCGAUUUUGGUGCAAAAAUCGAUGUCAUCGAUAGACACAAUCAUGGUGUAAUAGAAGUUUGCGCUUUAAAUGGCCAUAAAGGCAUUUUCGAGUUUUUCGCUUCCAAGAAUAAUCCUAAGUUACCUAGUUGGAAAAAAUUAGUACAAUUUUUGGACAGUUCAACCGAUGAAGAUGUUACUGCUGCAGCUAAAUUAUGUCACGUCUUACUUCAUGACAAUGAAAAAUAUUUAUACGAAAGCUUCACGAAUGGGAUUGUUCCAACAAUAGUUAGAGUUAUUAAAUCUGGGGUUGGUGACGAAUCAAAAGUUAAUACUUUUGAGACACUUUUGGAUAUUUCAUCGAAUGAUCAAGUUAGAGAACAGUUCGUCUCUUGCGGCGGUAUGGCAGCAUGUGUAAGAUUGUUAAAGGUAACACCGGAGACGACUUGUUUAGAUACGGUUAAGUUAGCAGCCAUGUCUGUUAAAUCAAUCUGCGAAGAUCCUAAACAUACAGGUGCCGCUGUUCAAGCCGGUUUCCUUCCGGCUAUUGUAAAAGUCCUUCAAUCGAAUAUCAGGGAGACUGACGUUCUUGCCGAAGCUAUUUUGAGCUUGGCAAAUGUCGUUGCUGGUAACGAUGCACACAGAACAGCAUUUAAUACCACUCCUAAUGGCAUACAAUCACUUGUCGAAUUGUUUCAAGGAGCUAGCGAUAAAGCUCUAUUACUUGCUCUCACAAAAUGUGUCGCCAGUGCAGCAAAAUUACAUGAUGAAAACCAGAGGGCGCUUGUCGACGGAGGAGUAGCUGCACAUGUUUCAACUUUGACCAAAACACGACACGCAGAUUUGCAAUUAAGUGCAGUGAAAGCUAUACAUCGUUUAGCAGAAGAGAACCCGGUUACCCAGAAAGCUAUAUUACCUACUGUUAAUCUUCCACUUAUGCAAAUGUUGAAAAAAUCUAGAUCACCAAUUCUCCAAGAAGAAACGGCUGUUGCCUUGUGGGCACUAGCCAGUGGGGAUCAUAGGGAAAGGAGAAACAUGGCAACUGACAUGGGUGUUUCAUUAUUUAUAGAAUUCUUGAGUAGUUUAUCCGAAAAUUUACACUACAUAGGUUCAGAAGGUUUAGGGGUUUUGGCUCAAGGACCAAAAUCUGAACAAACAGCCAUUGGCCGAGUAAAUGGUUUAAACCUAUUGGUUCGGCUACUUCGUUCUGACAAGGAACAUAUUGUACUCAGCGCAAUUCGAACUCUGCGACAUUUAUGCGUUGGAGUGGCUUUCGUACCCCAUAAACAAAAUCAAAUCAAAGUAUCACAAUCGAGGGGCAUACGUUAUCUCAUUGCCUUAAUGGUUCAUUCAAAAAAUGAGGUUAUACAAGUUGAAGCUGCUCAUGCUUUGGCAGGGGUAGCUUUAGGAAAUAACGAACUUCUAGAUGAGAUUCGAUCCAAUCCAGAUUUCAGCUAUGUUAGAAUCUUGAAAAUGAUGUACUCGCAUGAGGAAAUUGUCAGGCUAUUGGCGGGGAAUACUCUAGCGACAUUCUCUUUCAAUAAUAUUACUCAACAAAGGGCAAUUGCUGAAGAUGGUGGCGUUAGAUUUGCUUGCUUUGUGCCGUUUUUAGAGUCUUCAGAUGAAUUUUACAGAUGUAAUGCCGCCUUCCAAAUAGUAGUCUUAGCUAGAAUUAUACCAGAUGAGGAGCAAGCCCUCUCAUCAGCUGCCGGCAUAAAAUUAAUAACUGAUCUUAUAAAUGAAUCAAAAAGUGACCUAAUUCAAGCACUAGCCGCUGAUUGUGUAGCAAGAUUGUCUCAUACAAGAGCUGGCAUACCAGAUGCAUUCGUUUCAAUAGACACUGUGUUAUCGCUUUGUGAACUUUUAAAAUCCGAAACCGAUCAGGUAAAAGGAAGUGCUGCUAUUGCAUUAGGCUAUCUCUCCUUCAAUCACACUGGUAGACGACAAUUAUUAAAUGCUUGCCGCAAAGAACCAUAUUCAUUCAAAGUUAUUUUUUGGUACACUCGGCAUACAAAUGCCAAAUUAGCUCCAGCCUUUUUAGAAGCAUGGGACCAUUUUCGCCGAAUUGGUUUACCUCCAAUACAAAAAGGACAAGCGCUGGUAACAAAGAGAAUGUCGGAAAGUAUCGAUUUUGGAACAAGUCCUAGAGAUAGCCAACAGACCCUAACAGAUCACACGGGAGAAUCAUCCAUCCAGCCAACAUCUGAGUCAAAUACUGGUCAAAUGAGUAAUUAUUCCGCUUCCAAUCAAAGUUCUAGAAGGGUAUCGGUGUCUGUUCAAGAAACUUUGCCCCAGAUUGUUGCCAAUUCUCAAUAA
Dimorphilus gyrociliatus is the source of this 2581-nucleotide messenger RNA. The record is from the annotation of a GenBank genome assembly. NCBI's taxonomy places the organism in Eukaryota, Metazoa, Annelida, Polychaeta, Dinophilidae.